AUGUAUUACGUUCGAAGUCCAUGCGAGGGAAGCGACAAAGCGAUUGCAAUGGCGCUGAGUUUAACGUGGCUUAUUGCACCUCAUGUUCAUGGAUUGUAUUUCAAGGAUCUGAAACAAACCCUGAAAAAAGAGCAAUGUGAUGUGCGUUUGAUCACAGCUUCUGCUGAUCAUUUUGAAAACUUCCUCAAAUUCACUGAUUCGCUAUAA
Messenger RNA from Anisakis simplex (herring worm), 207 nucleotides. Lineage: Eukaryota; Metazoa; Nematoda; Chromadorea; Rhabditida; Anisakidae. The record is from the annotation of a GenBank genome assembly.